This is a messenger RNA of Drosophila ananassae, 783 nucleotides long. RefSeq lists its product as uncharacterized. The record is from RefSeq and is a predicted model, not a curated record. Bases 35 to 724 code for a protein of 229 amino acids. The transcript has a single exon. Lineage: Eukaryota; Metazoa; Arthropoda; Insecta; Diptera; Drosophilidae.
AUGGUAGCUCACCGUUGCGGAUUUACUUUGUACUAUGUCAGGGCCGAUAAAUUGGAAUUUGCUACACAUGACUGGGUCAACGACCAGGGCAAACACGUACGUCCGGAAGUACACGGCGGACUCGGUGCGCAGCGGCGUGCUACUGAACAUAAAAAAUGUACCCAAGGUCCCCAAACCUCCAGAGAGUCUUACAGCGACGCCCAGCUUAAAUGAAUCAAUGGCAUCUAGCAGCACUAUCCAUCGAAAGUGCCUUAAAGCCCGCACUAAACGCUCGAAGAAGACGUCAAAGACGGAAGCUUCUCACUCAAAAAAGGACACCCAAACUCCAGUCGAGGACUCGAAACGGAUGCGGGAGUUCUUCGAUGAGGUUCGUCAGCGUCAGCUCAAGUGCUACUAUCAUCAAAUGAAGAUGCCGCAGCCAUUUUUGAGGGAAUGUACCAGGAAUAGUCGCAUGUGCCUUAAAUGUGGUCUCCAAAAGCGCACCAAAAAGGAUCCCUCCCAAAAUGUUUACUGCACGGGAGCGGAAAGCAUGCGUCAAAGCCUGAGGGAAAGUGACAGGAAUAAGGACAUGGAUCCCACUUGGCUAUGGAGCUCCACUGCCGCAUACCCACACUUAUUAUUGAAGUGUGCGUACGACAGUGGUGGCUUCAAAGACAAGUGGUCCCUUCCCUUAUUUAUGUCACAGAAACUCAAAGAGAAGGAAAAUAGUAGAUGGUAUUUAUAAGCGGGCGAAAACUUUUCCUUAAACUAAUAAAAUUAAAACUAUUUUUGUAAAAAAAUGUA